Molecule: messenger RNA, 858 nt
Organism: Onthophagus taurus
Lineage: Eukaryota; Metazoa; Arthropoda; Insecta; Coleoptera; Scarabaeidae
Gene: CycJ
Product: Cyclin J
Source: RefSeq, a predicted model, not a curated record
UUGUGAAACACGUUUUAUGAAAUAAAUUUCAUUUGAAAAUAAGUCGUGUUGCGAGUUAAAGCUCAAAAUGAUGAAUAUUUCUGAGAGUAAUUUAGAUAGCAUCAUAGAUUAUUUGGAUGAUUAUAAAUACACCAUCAAAGAAAGAGACAACUUAAAAUUGGAUUUUACUCAUGAAUCAUCUCAACUUAACUAUCGAUCAUUUAUGAUAAACCAUCUAAAAUCGUACGCUUCUUUAAAAUCUAUAGUUCCCUCAACGUUACAAUUAGCGGUUUAUUUAGUGGAUAUGGUAAUGGACAGCUAUAAAUUACAGGAGGAGAAGUUUUUGUUAAUUGCAAACGUCUGUUUGCUUAUUGCAGCAAAGGUUGAUGAGUACAGUGGUAACGUUCCAAAAUUAACCGAAUUAAACGCUUCAGUUGCAAACAUUUACGAAAUUAGUGAUUACAAAAGGAUGGAAAUGUUUAUUUUAAACAUUUUUAACGGAUUUGUAAAUUUUCCAACACCGGCACAUUGCUCCCACUAUUAUUUCCAAGCAAUUUUAGAUAACGAGGAUGUGAAGAUUAUUAAGGAAAGAAAGGAGACAAUAAAUGAAACCAAAAGAGUCCUCAAUUCAUUGCUUCUUACUUCAUUAGAUAGAUAUAUCAAUGAUAUUCAUUACAUGCAAUUUUAUCCACCAUCUCUAUUAGCAGCAGCUGCUAUUUCAGCUUGUCGAGUUCAAUAUGGUUUAGCUAAUUGGAAUAGACAAUUAGAAAACUUUACAGGUUAUACUGAAACGGUGUUGGAAGAAAUCAAGAAAUUCUUGUUGCAACCACAUUCGCUAAAAUGUACGUUAUGUCCAAAUGAAUAAAAAAAUUAAAAAGA